CAGAGUUCUCUUCCUCCCUCCCUCUCCCCCUCGUCGCACCGCCGAGACGCGCAGAGAGAGAAUCGAGAGAGAGAGCGAAGAUGCAGAUCUUCGUGAAAACCCUAACCGGCAAGACCAUCACCCUCGAGGUCGAGAGCAGCGACACCAUCGACAACGUCAAGGCCAAGAUCCAAGACAAGGAAGGAAUCCCGCCGGACCAGCAGCGGCUGAUCUUUGCCGGGAAGCAGCUCGAGGAUGGCCGGACUCUGGCGGACUACAACAUCCAGAAAGAGUCCACGCUCCAUCUCGUCCUGAGGCUCCGCGGAGGGAUCAUCGAGCCUUCUCUGAUGGCUUUGGCUCGCAAGUACAAUCAGGACAAGAUGAUCUGCCGCAAAUGUUAUGCCCGCCUGCAUCCAAGAGCUGUCAACUGCCGCAAGAAGAAAUGUGGUCACAGCAAUCAGCUGAGGCCUAAGAAGAAGAUCAAGUAAACUUUAGGCGGUUACUUAGUCCUUACUGUUGCAGAGCAUUUGUUUUUACAUUGAAGCGUGCUUGUAUGGAUGACUAGUUGACUCCUUUCAUUGUUUCGACCGAGAAGAAUUCAUUUGGGCAUGUUUUUGCUUUUUCCCUUUGGGGCUGAGCAGAUGAUGUUGUUUUUGACCUUUGUAAUGGUAGAAAGUGAUUCUCCCUUGGUUGAA
Eucalyptus grandis is the source of this 674-nucleotide messenger RNA. Its product is annotated as ubiquitin-60S ribosomal protein L40. NCBI's taxonomy places the organism in Eukaryota, Viridiplantae, Streptophyta, Magnoliopsida, Myrtales, Myrtaceae. Gene Ontology annotation, biological process: modification-dependent protein catabolic process; protein ubiquitination; translation. The transcript is spliced from 5 exons. Gene Ontology annotation, molecular function: protein tag activity; ubiquitin protein ligase binding; structural constituent of ribosome. The record is from RefSeq and is a predicted model, not a curated record. Bases 81 to 467 code for a protein of 128 amino acids. Gene Ontology annotation, cellular component: ribosome; nucleus; cytoplasm.